Messenger RNA from Oldenlandia corymbosa var. corymbosa, 1610 nucleotides. The record is from the annotation of a GenBank genome assembly. NCBI's taxonomy places the organism in Eukaryota, Viridiplantae, Streptophyta, Magnoliopsida, Gentianales, Rubiaceae.
UUUUUUUUAGGAAAAAAAAAGAAAAAAUCAGGAAAAAAAAAUCGCCUGAACAAACAAGACAAAACAAAACAAACCAAACCCACAAAAAAUAAAAUAACCAAAAUUAAGAAAAUGGAAACGUUGGUUGAUUAUUAUUUGUUGGGGUAAUUAAUAAUCGAAAAAUCGUUUUUCCUUCCCAUUUCUUGGUGGUGGUGGCCCACCGGCUGAGGCGCUGCAGAAGUUAAAAAUGGGGAGGAAGAAUAAGUCGUCGUCGGAAAAUUCGCCGGAGUCAGACAUCGAGAUCAAGGUCCAACCUCGUGGGACCGACCCACAUCCGGUGGGGGGCCCGUUUAACACCCCACAACAAAGACCACCAUCCCAGUUUUACAGCCCGCCGCCGAGAUCGUCGCCCCCGCCUUCUUCCGGCCGGCUCUUCAAGAACUGGGUCCCUUGGUCGGUUCCCAUCAUCGUGGCCGUCAAUAUCGGACUGUUUGUCUGGGCAAUGCACGAGAACGAUUGCCCCCAGAAUUCCGACAACUGCAUCGGCGCCUCCUUUCUCGGCCGAUAUGCUUUUCAGAGCACCAAGGAGAACCCAUUGCUCGGCCCCUCCGCGGUUACGCUGCUGAAGAUGGGAGCUCUGGAAGCAAAGAGAGUGGUGGAGGAACACCAAGUAUGGAGGUUGGCCUCCUGCAUGUGGCUACACGCCGGCGUGUUCCACGUUCUAGCCAACAUGUUGAGUCUCCUCUUCGUCGGCAUUCGGCUCGAACAGGAGUUUGGCUUCGUGCGGAUAGGGGUGGUUUACGUAGUAUCUGGAAUUGGGGGAAGUUUAUUAUCAUCACUGUUUGUGAGGAAUACCAUAUCAGUGGGUGCAUCUGGGGCAUUAUUUGGUUUGCUUGGUGCCAUGCUUUCUGAACUCCUCAUCAAUUGGACCAUUUAUGAAAAUAAGUUGGCAGCCUUGUCGACACUGUUGUUCAUCAUCAUGAUCAAUUUAGCGGUUGGAAUACUGCCUCAUGUGGAUAAUUUUGCACAUUUGGGAGGAUUCGUGACAGGUUUUUUACUAGGGUUUGUGGCACUAAUUAGACCACAAUUUAAAUAUGUAAACCAAAAGAAUGCACCACCCGGGUUCUUCGUUGGACCACCAAAGUCUAAGUACAAGGCUUACCAGUAUGCAUUCUUGUUCAUCUCUCUUAUCGUAUUAGCAGCCGGAUUUACAGUGGGGUUGAUUGUGCUGAUGAGAGGAGUAGACGGGAAUGAUCAUUGUUCAUGGUGUCAUUACUUGAGCUGCAUUCCUACCCCUUUAUGGACCUGUGAAGCUCGAUGCACGUCCAGCCGAAUCGAGAACCAGGUGAAUCUCACGUGUUUGGCAAAUCACAAGAGCGGUUUUUAUAUAUUGCGAAACGGAAAUAGCACUCCCGAGAUUCAGAGGCUUUGUACUGCGCUUUGCAGCUAGCUCACCCCACCAUGAAUUAACCCAUUCAUAAAUAUUCGAAAUAUGCGAAUUAAUUAACAUUUUUUUCUCAAUGCAAAUGGAGCAAUUUGAAGAACUGAUUGUUACGAUGUUGUAUCUUUUAUUCUUCUUCUUUCUUUCUUUUUUUCUCAAUAUAAACUUUAUGGGUUAAAUUAGAAAAAAU